AUGGCGUUUGACAACACGUCAGUUAAUGCUCAAGACAUGAUAACUGAACGCGCAUUAAUUUAUUUACACGAAUAUCAUAUAAUAUAUAAAGAAAUUCCAUCAAAUGAUGCAUUAGAUUAUAACACUUUCUUUAUGAAUGAUUAUGUUAUUACCUAUUAUCAUCUUCAAGGUGAUCUUAACAAAAGCUAUGAAGUUAUUUGUCGAAAGAUUCGGCUUUAUCAAUAUCAACGUAAUUAUAUAGAAUUUCAACAGUUUGAACAACAAUGUCAACAAGAUAUUGUAGAGCAAUUAAAACUCGAUUUGACUGGUUAUUUAUCACCAAACUACAAUUCUUUGAAUUUCUUUGAAUGUCCUAAUAUUUUUACUGAAAAAGAAACUGGUCAACACUAUAUCGUUAUGGAUUUUCCCCAACUCGUUGAAAAUCAGUUUCAAGGAUGUUUUGAAAACAAAUCUCUCGAUAAUAUUUCUUCCUUAGACUUCCAAUCCUAUGAAGAAAGAUCAUCUGAAAUUGAAACUUUUAAUGAAAUUGAAAGCCAAUCUAAUAAUGCUUUUAACGAAAGCGAAAGCCAAUCUAAUGAAGAAAAACAUAAGAAAAUGGUUUGGAAAUUACCAAAACGUGGCUUAAUCGCUCAUGAAGUUAAAGAAACUCUCUGGGAGGGUGCUUCUCGAAUGUUAAACGAAAAGAACCACAAUUUUACUGCUGGGCAAUGUGCAACUAAAUAUAAAAACCUUAAACAAAACAAAGACAAGGAAGGUUCAAAAAUUUGGAAGUUAGAAAUUGAAGAGAUUAUCAACUAA
This is a messenger RNA of Funneliformis caledonium, 798 nucleotides long. The record is from the annotation of a GenBank genome assembly. NCBI's taxonomy places the organism in Eukaryota, Fungi, Glomeromycota, Glomeromycetes, Glomerales, Glomeraceae.